CAUACGAACACAAACUCAUAGAUAAGAAACAACUAGCAGCAAGCAGCUCUCUCUCCCUCUCUCUCUCUCAAUGGCGAUUCUCUCUACCUCAACACUACUCUCGCCUAAAUUAAGUACCUUAUCCUAUCUUCCGCCUCCGGCGACUUGCUUCUACUCUCUCCGAUCUGCUCUCCGUCGUCCACCGCCGUCGUUCGCGGUGGUGCUGUGCGCUUCUAAUGCCACGAGAGGCGUCGCCGAAUUAGUCGCGGAUAAACAGUCCUCUCUCUCCUCGCAUCCUCGCACAUUUCUUGAUGCGCGCUCCGGUGAAGAACUAAUUUCUGGAAUUCAAAGAGAGAAGGAAGCUGGAAUGCUGCCUUCACAUGUUGCUCAUGGAAUGGAGGAGUUAUACCACAAUUAUAAAGACGCGGUUUUUCAAAGUGGAGUUCCAAAUGCUGAAGAUAUUGUUUUGUCUAACAUGGCUGUUGCAUUGGAUCGUAUCUCCAAUGUUGUGAAGGACCCAUUUCUCUUCUCACCUUAUCAUGAAGCCAUUCGAGAACCGUUUGACUACUACACGUUUGCUCAAGAUUAUAUCCGUCCGCUGAUCAAUUUUGGGCAUUCGUAUGUGGGAAAUAUCUCUCUUUUCAGUGAAAUGGAAGAAAAACUUCGGCAGGGUGACAAUGUAAUCUUGAUUUCCAACCAUCAAACGGAAGCAGAUCCGGCUGUAAUCGCGUUGCUUCUUGAAUCCACACAUCCUUAUAUUGGGGAGGGCGUGACUUAUAUAGCAGGAGACAGAGUAGUAACAGAUCCGCUUUGCAAGCCCUUCAGUAUGGGCAGAAAUCUCUUGUGCGUGUAUUCAAAGAAGCACAUGAAUGAUGAUCUUGAGCUUGUAGACAUGAAAAAGAGAGCAAACACAAGGAGUCUAAAGGAGAUGGCUUUGUUACUAAGGAGUGGCUCAAAAAUAAUAUGGAUUGCGCCAAGUGGUGGACGUGAUCGUCCUGAUCCUGUUACAAAAGAAUGGUUUCCGGCAACCUUUGAUGCUUCUUCAGUAGACAACAUGAGAAGGCUAAUGUUACAUGCUGGUCGUCCCGGUCAUAUAUAUCCAGUAGCUCUACUUUGCCAUGAUAUCAUGCCUCCUCCGGCGCAGGUUGAGAAAGAAAUUGGAGAAAGACGAGUUAUUGCUUUUCAUGGGACUGGAUUAUCAAUUGCACCCCCUAUUGAUUUUAAUAAAAUCAGUGAUGGGUGUGAGAAUCCCGAAGAGGCUAAAGUGGCAUAUUCACAGGCACUCUAUGACUCUGUUAAUCAACAAUACAAUGUGCUAAGAUCUGCUAUACAUGGCAAACAAGGUCUAGCUGCAUCAAUUCCUACCGUUUCGUUGUCACAACCAUGGCAAUAGUCCAUACUGCGAGAACCUCUUAUGUACUCCUUCAUAACCAGGCUUGAUGAUCUUGACAUUGUAUAGCUCUUGGACACAAACCUGAUCAAGGUUCAACCCAAAGGUGCUACGGCUUUUAUUGCACAGUGGCGGUUAGAACCUUCAGUCAAGCUUCUUAAAGACUCUCCUUACAAACCAGUUUUACUUGAAUAGGUAUAAUACUAGUCGCUUAGUGUACAGAUUUGUCUUACUUCUUGUAGUUUAUUGUGAAGAUGUAUAAAAUUAAAAACCUGGGUAUAAGUGUAAUAGAAUAUGUUUAAAAAAGAAGAAAAACAGGUUUAAGAAAAGAAAAAAAUCACCUCAGUUGAAGAAAACAUAUGCAACCAAUCGUUUUUAUGU
Messenger RNA from Daucus carota subsp. sativus, 1750 nucleotides. RefSeq names its product glycerol-3-phosphate acyltransferase, chloroplastic. The coding region runs from base 71 to 1372 and encodes 433 amino acids. The transcript is spliced from 13 exons. Gene Ontology annotation, biological process: phosphatidylglycerol biosynthetic process. Lineage: Eukaryota; Viridiplantae; Streptophyta; Magnoliopsida; Apiales; Apiaceae. The record is from RefSeq and is a predicted model, not a curated record. Gene Ontology annotation, cellular component: chloroplast stroma. Gene Ontology annotation, molecular function: glycerol-3-phosphate O-acyltransferase activity.